GUAGGAAUGAGAAAGUUGUGAGAAGACGGGUUGGGCCAACAGUCGACAUUAUUUUCGCAGCACUGUUGGUGUUGUAAGAACAUAGCAAAAAUUGGGAAGAGCAUGUCUAAGGUUCGCCGGGCAACGCAUGCAGGAACCUGGUACACAGACGUAAUUUUCAGAAGAAGGAAAAUAUAACUGCAGAGUGAAGUCCUGCCUUUAAAAAGAGUUUGCUGAAGGCCCCUUCCUUCUGUCUGAUAAAGGAACUAUGGGAUGCAUGCAGAAGACAAAAAGACAUAAUUUCUACCUUUCUGAAGAAUGUUUGUUUUGGAAACAAUAAUAUUGCAAAAAGAUGACUUGAAUGGUCAACUGGAGGGAUGGCUUUCGAAGGCAAAAGAUUCUCAAAAACCUGCAAGGGCCAUUAUAGCUCCGCAUGCUGGAUAUUAUUAUUGUGGGGCAUGUGGAGCCCACGCUUAUCGGCAAGUUGACCCUGCCACAAUAAAACGUGUUUUCAUCCUGGGGCCUUCUCACCAUGUGAGGAUGUCAGGAUGUGCACUCUCAGGAACAGAAGUUUACCAAACUCCGCUUUAUGAUCUAACUAUAGACAAAGAGAUUUAUGAGAAACUCUAUGCAACUGGUGCUUUUGACACAAUGUCCCUCGGCACGGAUGAAGCUGAACAUAGUAUAGAGAUGCACCUGCCUUAUAUUGCAAAGGUCAUGGAAAGUCGCAGAAAUCAGUUCACCAUCAUACCAAUUCUAGUUGGCUCAUUAUCACCAGAAAAAGAGCAGCAGUAUGGAGCCAUCCUCAGCAGCUACCUUGCAGAUCCAGAAAAUCUUUUUGUGGUUUCAUCGGAUUUCUGUCACUGGGGCAAGCGCUUCAACUACACGUUUUAUGACAAAUCCUGUGGGAAGAUUUGGCAGUCUAUAGAGGCCUUGGACAAAACGGCAAUGAACAUCAUCGAGCAAAUGGACCCAGCUGGCUUCACUUCUUACUUGAGGGACUAUCAGAACACUAUAUGUGGCAGACACCCUAUAGGUGUUCUGCUCAAUGCUAUAGGCUGCUUACGUCAGAACGGCAAUGGGGUCAAGAUGGACAUGAAAUUUUUGAAGUAUGCACAGUCCAGCCAGUGUGUGAGCCCAACUGACUCCUCAGUCAGCUAUGCAGCAGGUGCCCUUGUGAUUCAUUGAUGCUGGCUUGCUUGCACUCUCCAUUUAUGUGCACAGACACUCCUUUUGCAUUACACAUUUCUGACAAGCAAGAUUUAUUGUAAAUGAUCGAAGUGAAACUUUAGAUUGUGUGUAUAUCUUGCAUGUAUGGCAGUAAUAUUGAAAACUUUAUUUAAACAAACUUAAAAGACAAUAUUUUGUUUUCUUUUAACAACUUGUGGUUUAUUGUACCCCUCAAAUAAAACAAAAAAGUGACUUAGUGUUACUGUCAAAGAAAAGUUGUAGAUUAAAUCUUGAAAUUAUCUGUAAACAGUUUUUUUUAGAAAUCCAUCAUCUGGAUUUACCAUAGCCACGCUUCUGUAUGCAACAACAAAAUGCAGGUACCUGCUAUAGGAAACUUGGAGAUUUCCCUUGGUUGUUGUUUUGCAGAGGGAUGGGGUAUUGUUAUAGUUGAAUAUUAAAUUGUGGUGUUAGAAAUACCUGUCAUAUUGUCAAUGUUAGUUGUAUUGAAACUACUCCAGGAUUUCUGGAGGCUCUUUAGAUGAUGUACUAUCUAGCAUUUUAAUGGUGAAAAAAAGACGGAAAUAUAGUUCCAUGAAAGGCACCUUUAUUCAGAUCAAAGAUAAUAUUUUGUGGAUAUUUUUGUUUUAUUGUGUGGCUAAAAGCAUGUCUUUUGUAUUAUCUGUGAUCCAUGCCUUGGCUCUUUCUGGCAUUGUCAUUGAGUGUUCACAUACCCUCAGGGUUCCAUUUCAUGUGUACAAGUGUUCUGAGGAUACCCUCUUACAAAAGAAAACCUCAGUUUACCUGCUAUAUUAAAGUGAUAGGAAAAGCAACAGCAAAAUCCUUUUCAGAGAUUGUUGAAUGCCAGUCAUUGUGAUUGCAAAGAAAGAGGGGAGUUGUUUCGGUGGUUUGUGCAGUAUUUGAGCAAUGAAUUUGUGGCGUCUGAUGUGAAAUGUUUUGGGGGUUGUUGGUGCAUUUUUUGAUGAUUUCCGCCUGCUAGAGGUGAAUGCAUUCUUGUGACAGAGUGCCUCUUUCUUUGGAUCUGGAUGCUUUUUGCUGCCUGUUACAUUGUAGACAAUAAAUAUUAUUUCAAAGCA
This is a messenger RNA of Pomacea canaliculata, 2243 nucleotides long. RefSeq names its product protein MEMO1-like. Bases 298 to 1167 code for a protein of 289 amino acids. The transcript is spliced from 10 exons. Lineage: Eukaryota; Metazoa; Mollusca; Gastropoda; Architaenioglossa; Ampullariidae. The record is from RefSeq and is a predicted model, not a curated record.